This is a messenger RNA of Volvox carteri f. nagariensis, 8067 nucleotides long. RefSeq lists its product as uncharacterized. The record is from RefSeq and is a predicted model, not a curated record. NCBI's taxonomy places the organism in Eukaryota, Viridiplantae, Chlorophyta, Chlorophyceae, Chlamydomonadales, Volvocaceae. The transcript is spliced from 12 exons. Bases 1 to 8067 code for a protein of 2688 amino acids.
AUGCCACGAAUGUCCGAGAAACGGGAAGGACGCCGCACGGCAUCGCCCACGUGGCACGAUCCAGUCCUGGAGUGGCUCCGCCGGCAUUGCACCGAGAACACUCCCCCCGCUUCCAAGCCGCCGCCGCAACAGUCGACGUCAGACAGCAGAUCCUCCGCAUCAACUGUCGUACUAUCUGCACGCCGCAGCAGCCGUAAGGCUAGCCCUGUGCCUCCGCCCCAGCGACAGGCGGCCGCCGCCGCCGCCGCCGCCGCCUACGGAACCGGCUCCGUCGGCGCCCCCGAAUCAGCCGCUGCUCCCCGUUACGGCACCGGCGACGAGCCUGUGGUAAGAAACCUGCGGACCCCGCCAGCUCCCUCCGGGAGCCGGGAACUGAAAUCAGCUGAUUCAAAAGACCACUUGGUAGUGGCGGGGGCGGCAAUGACGGACGACCAACGGCAUGAGGGGCUUACGAUGUGCACUGACCCACGGGUCGGACCGCCAAGGGCCAACAGCCCUGUCUCUGCGCUGACGCCCUUCCGAAGCGGUCCGCCGGUAAAUCGUACUCGGCACCAGCACGGCGGCGGCUACUCGUCGACUUCCUCCGUGGCUGUCGGCAGUGGACCCGCGGGCAUCGAGGCGUACGACACUUCAAUGGAGUCGAGCGCGCAGAGCAUGGUGCUGCUUUGCCUUCGCGGCAGCGACGACAUAACGCCAUCGUUAGUCAAUGCGGAGGAUACUGGCGCUGCGAGCGUCGAAGCCGGCUUUAAAUUACCGGCGGGUCUCGACGGGCAGCCGCCGCAGCCGCCGCAGCUGCCACUGCCGCCGCUGCUGCGGCCUUUCGUUACGCCACGCGCUACAGACGUUUGGGCGGACCAUCGGUGUAUACUUUCGUCAUUCAGUAUCAAGGUGCACCAGUGUGGAGGCUGUGUCAGGAUGUGUCUGCCGUACCUGCCGUACCUGCCGUACCUGUUGUACCAGGUUCCUGGGGGGGUUCCGGAAGCGUCUAGAAGCCGAAUGGUGACGGUUCUAAACCCUCCGGGGAACACCCCGGAGGAGUACGGCGCCCGCUUGGCCGCCGCCAUAGGGCCCUUGAUCUUUCCCGCUGACCCGCGGCGGCGGCACAGCCGCACUGUUGCGGCGUGCCGUGCGCCAGCUGCUACAACCACAGGUGCUCGUUUCAACACGACACUAAAGACGCCUUUCAGCAUCUCGCCGCCAAGCAGCUGCCGUACAGGUGGAAUGGCGGUCGUACGGGGCUGCGUGCAGCUCAUUUCCUGGGUACGACAAUUGGACGGAACGCUGACGCAGCAGCCGCUAGCGGCGUUGGUACCGGGGCGAGAAGUGGAGGCAGCGGCGCUAGCGGCGGCGAUGGGCAUGGACGAGGCGGCUGUAGCUCAUUUGCUUCAGCUACAGCUACAGCUACAGCUGGAGCAUCAAGCGCGACAGCUGCAGCAUCGUCAGGAUACGGCAACGGUGCUUCGGGAGGCCGCCCUCACGGCGCCUGGGAUGGGAGCGGUGACGGCACCGUCAUCGUCAUCAUCGGCGGCGGCGGCGGCGGCGAUGCAGUGGCCGUCAGCCCUCGGCAACCUGUACGGCGACACAUCAAGUACGGCACCUGCGGACCUGCGAGAGCACAGUGGCGAGAGCGCCUCCGCCAGCCUGUACGACACCGGCAGCGAAACGAACAGGGAUCUGCCGCUCGGAGCGGCCGCGCCUGCAGCGGCGGCGGCGCCGCCGCCGGCAGCAGCAUCUGCGCAGGGCCCGUACGGCACCAGCUACAGGCCACGACUCCUGGAUCAGUUCAACGCCGGGUUCCAGGUGCUCGUACAUCACUUGCCUGACGCGGCUGCCUUGGGCACCUGGCAUAUUCAAGACUUUGACGGCCGCAUCACAGCCUUCCACAACACUGAGGUAUUACACAAUCCCCCGGUCACACGGCUAUUACCGAACCUGCCGCCGCCGCAGCAGCAGGAGCAGCAGCAGCAGUGGCCAUCAGAGCAGGCUGCCGCAGCGGCGGAUCCAGGAAUCAUCGUACCGCAGUACGGCAGCUGCGGCGGCGGCAAUUGUAAUGCCGUGCCGACAGCUGCCGACGGUGGCGGUGGCGGUGGCGGCUUUACCGUAGAGUGCCUAUGGGCGCCGUGUGUGGCGGUGGCGCCGUACGGGAGCGCACCCGUACUGUUGGAGAUGCGGAUUACGUCUCCAGUGGCGCAGGCCUUCCGGUUGUUGCUGGUGCAGCAUGGGGCGCUCCUCGCAGACUUCACGUGCGAUCUGGGCCCUGGUGCGAGGGUGGUGCUGCUGCCGGUGCCGCCGCAACCGCGGCCAGUGACCAUGCAGGUGGUCUUCGCCCCCGCCGCUGGUGGCGGUGGCAGUAGCGGCGGCAGUAGCGGCGGCGGCGACGUCAGCAUGGCAUCGGCGCUGCUGUACGACAUUGCAACGCUGCUGGCGGCACCGCCGGCCGUGGCGGAGGAGCUGGCGGGGCUAAGUCAGUUGAUCCAGAUGGAGUACGGCAAGGAGUACGGCGGCAGUGGCGGCGGGCAGUGGCGGGAGCAAAACGUGCCAUUGGUGUCUGACUUGGCGUUUUUAAUGGAGCGUGCGGAAAUGGCGGAGGUGGCGGAAGUGGCGGGUGGCUUAGGUGACGGCGCCGCCGCCGCCGGCGGCAGCGGCCUCGCCGGCUUGCCACCUGACGGCGCCGUCGCCGUCCUUCACGUAGCGAACCAUCUGUUCAAGCACCUAACGGAACAGAAGGACAUGCCCGCUACAACCGCCUUUAUGGUUGACGUAGCCCGCAAAGCCUUGAUGCCGUACAUCAUGACGGGAGUGCUGGCGCCUCCUGCGCCGCCUCCGUACGCAGCAGCGGCUGGCGCAGCGCUGGCGCCGGCGCCGCCACUCCCUGGGUCUGCAUGUUGUCCCGCUGCUCCGCCAACCUCACCAGCAGCGUCUGCGCAAUUUGAUGUCGGACCGCCGGAGCCUUGGGACUCGGAGCGGGAGCAAGAGGCCUCCGCCUCCGCCACCGCCGCCUCUGCCGCCUCCGCCGCCUCCGCCGACCAGCGUCCCCACCAGGAGCUGCUGGAGCACCCGUCAGGCGCCCCAAUCGCAAUCCCAGACGAGCGCGCACCGCUCUUGGCGUGUGUGCUGGGCUUCCCUGAGCCACGCGUCGAAGCGGUGUACGGCAGGUUCCACGACCGUUGCGCGUUGCGGGGCGACAUCGCCGGGUUGCAGGUCAGCCAUGCAGCCAUGGUGGUGCUGAUGUGCGGUGCCAGGUUCGCGGCCACGGCGGCGGCAGUUUGCUGCUUUUUCUUCUUGAAAGGCGAAAUGCUGUGGCUCGCGCAGGGCCCCCUGCGCCAGCUGUGUCGCUCUCUGACGGCGCUGCUGCUGGCGCUGCUGCUGAGGCCAGCCUGGCGAGAGGGCCUUGCGCUGGUGGGCUGCGCCACGGAUUGCGUCGCGCUGGCGAUGGUUGUGGCGGGCUGGUGGCGGCGCGCCAGCGCCCGCAGCGCCCAUGGUUUAGGCGCUGCACAUGCCUCAAUCCGCUCCUGGCAGCAGCAACACCAUCACCACCAGUCUCCCGAUACUGGCGGUAAGGUGCCGUCACUAUUGCCGUUCAGCAGCAGCAGCAGCAGGAAGAAGAAAGCUGGAGGCCCUCUUCUCGCCUGGCCGGAGGAUGGCGCUGAGUCCUCGUCCCUGUUGCUACAGCUACUACAGCCGCGGAGCACACCCGCAACACCGGCGGAACGGGCGGCCGGCGGCGGCGGCAGCCCCGGCAGCGGCACCCCCGGCAGCAGUGCUCUGAUGCCAGCUUCCGUGCACUCCGACCACCGGUGCGUUAAUGGCGUCGGCGGCAUCAAUGGCGGCGACGGAGGUACGGACCUUGAUUUCGGAGCAGGUGUCUGGCGUGCACGGUCUCUUUCGACGACAGCAAGCGAAGUUGGCAGCGAGCAUAAACGCCUCCGAGAAGCCGGCGGCGGUGGCGGCGGCGGCGGCGGUGGCGGCGGCGGCGGCUGUCUGGCGUCACCGGCAGGCAGUACGGCUGCGGAGCGGCGGCGGCGGGCCGUAAGCUUAAGCGCCCACAACCUGCACCCAAGGCCCGACUGGUCUCGAGGAGUUAGCCAGACCGCCGGCAGUACCAGUGGCGGCGGUGGCGGUGGCGGCGGCGGCGGUGAUGUCGAGCCUCCGCCGCCACUGCCGCCGUCAUCCCAGAUGCGCCGCCGCCGCCGCCGCCAACCCUCGUACUUCCUCGGCGUGUACAGACGCGGCUCGGAUCAGGGUCGGCGCCGCCGCCAGCUGCGCACCAGGGGUAUCCGCCUCCGCCAGCGGUCCCACCGCCGGGCGACGGCCCUGCGGCAGAGAGCCCCAUAUGUGGUCGUCGGUCUUCCCUGGACCACGGACAGCCUGGCGCUCUCUCCACGUCGGAGCUCUCGGGUGCAGUCGCCGUCGGCGAGCCGGGCAAACUCGGCCCACGACAGUCCAACAGCCGCCGCCGCCGCCACGGCCUCCAGCCCCAACGGCGGCGGCGCCGCCGCCGCCGCUGCCGCGGCGGCGGGAUCACCUUCCGACGCCUUUACCGUACGGAUGCUGCUCACGAGCCGCUCGCGGCGUUCUAUCGAGGUUUCGCCGCCAUCAGCGGAGGCGGCGGCGCCGCUGACGCCGACGCCGACGCAACCGCCACCGGGCGCACCGCCGCUUCUUGGCCUGCCGUCUUUUCUCGGUUCGCCUGUCGUACUGGAUCCACACCCUGCGCAGAUGCACCUGGCGGGGCCGGGAAUGCCCGCGGGGCCGUCGUCGCUGCUGCGGGCAAGUUUGAGUCGCUCGACGUCGGGUGCGGACCGUUCCCUGUCGGCGUCGGCAUCGUUGACGGCGCUGCUGGCGCCGCAGCAUCCAGGUGCCGUACCAGAUGAAUGGCCGCCGCAGUCGUCGCAGCCGCUGCCGUCCUCCAUAACGCCGGGGCCCGUUGCGUACGGCACCAGCGCCAGCUACAUGCGCACCUACAGCGGCGGCAGUGGCGGUGCUCCCGCAAUUGCUGUCGUACGACGGCACGGUACUGAAACGGCUUUGGGCGCGGCGCUCGUAGGCGGCGGCGGCGGCGCUGCCGCACCGCACAUUCGCUACGCAGUAAUGCACGCGGCAUCCAAUAGCAGCAGCCCACAGAGCACCACAAGCGGCGGCGGCGGCGGCGGCGGCGGCGGGGUUACGGCCAACUGGCUCCGACGGGAGGAGGCAAUGCCGCCGCCAGACAUGCUCCCAAUACAGACCUCGGCGCCGCCGUUGGCUCUGGAUCAUCUACAAGCGCCAUCAGCGGUGUCGGCAACAACGCAGCCGCGAACCUCUGCCGCCGCCGCCGCCGCCGCCGCCAUCGACGCCGGGGGGACGCGGCGACCGACGCACGGUUUCUGUUGGGGCAGACCUGGAGAAGGAGGACUGGAGCGGAAAGGGGAUCUGCUUACGCGGCCUGACGCUGCCGGCGGCGGAUUGAUGCCGUACGAGGAGCCUUGGUCAGGGGUGCCGGCGGCCGCAGCGAUGGCGGCGAUGGCGGCGGCUUCGCCGACGCCAUCACCGCCGUUGGGUCAGAACGGGCUUGUACGGCAGCUGCCGUCGGAUGAUGGCAAUUGCGGAGGUGUCGCCGUCCGGGCCGCCGUCGAUGCUGCAUCGCCAGCUCCGACGUCGCCCGUCGCAAUCCCAAUGGAGCCGCCGCCACCUCAGCGCGACAUGCUCCGUACACGAUCCAGAUCCAGAUUGCGGCUGAUGCAUCCAUUUGGGGGUCCGGCGGGGCCGUCUGGUGAUGUUGGUGACGGCGGCGGCGACAAUGGCGAUGAGCACUGCUCGUCCAACGUCGCUGCCAUCGAGGAGCAGGAGGCCCUCCUGUCGCUCCUAGGCUCCAGUCGCAUGAUGAGCAGUGUUUUAACUGCUACCUCCGUACCCACGGCGGCGUCAGAUCCAGCCGUACACGGUGUACGGGACCCGCGGUACGAUUACCACACGGCACGCUUUGCGAGGAUCCCAGAACACAGCGUCACGCUCGUCGGCGCCGACGGGGAGGCCGCCGUCACAGGCGGCACCGCUGGCGGCGGCGACGGCGCCGCUGGUGGCAGAGCAGCGCUUUUUGGCCCCCGCAUGGGCGGCAUCGUGUUCUCUCCCCCUAUACCGGCGGUAGCGAGGUUGGCGGCGACGCUGCUGCGGGUGAACCGCGGUCGUGGCGGCGGUGACGCCAGCGGCGGCGGCAGCAGCCUCCGUCAGACACGCGGCGCAGCGGCGGCGUUCCGCGCUGCCAUGCCAGACCUGGAGCUGCUCAGCCGCCGUGUCGGUUCCCACGCCGUUGCGGCCCCCGAUGGCCGCGCCGUCAGUAUUAUGCCCGCCGCCGCCGCCGCCGGCAAAGGUAGCGACACUGUGCCCCUGGAGCUCCCGCCGCCGGAGGAACUCGUCGCAGCAGUGAACGGCCACCAAGUGCCUCUGCCGCCGCCGCCGCCACCGGCGUCGCAGCGUCGCUAUGGCGUCGGCGGCUGUGUAUGGCGUGGCGGCUUCACCUCGCCGCAGGUCGACGAGCCGUUGUCGUACCUCGUCGCCUCUGCCUCCGCCGCCACCGCCAUGUCUAGCGAUGAGUCCGGUGUAGAGGAUCGUCCGCUGCGCGGUGCGUUGCGGUCGUUUAAGGCGCUGGCGGCGGUUACGUCAUCGGCUUCGGCGUCGCCCCCGCCGCAGCCGCUAGAUGCUGCGUGCUUGCGUGGCAGCAGCAGUGGCAAAACCCUCCUUCUUGGCGGCCGCUUCAGCAAUAACGGCGGCGGUGGCGGCAACGGGCGUGCUGUUCCUUCCCUUACAAGGCAUUUAUCCGCUCCAGCAAGGCGGUUGACGCUGACGUCUAGCAGCGGCCUUUCCACGGUGGCGGCAGCGGCAGCGGCAGCGGCGGCGGCCACCGGUGGUGGCGGUGGCGGCGCCUUAUCUUCGCGCGGGACUCACAGCGCCCGCACUCUCAUGCGCAAGCCGUCGUUCAUCGCCGCCGGCAUAAGGCUCUUGAAGCGCGCCUUCACGCUGGGGCCUUCCCGUAGCACGCUGGGCGGGUUCAGCGGCGGCGCUGUCAGUGGCGACAGCCGACGGCGGCUGCAGUCGUCACAGCGGAGCUUCGUGAAGCACUCUGCCGUACUCGGCUGGGUCCAACCGACGCCGGGUCAGGAUGAUGACGGCUGUGGUGGCGGCAGCGGCGGCGGCGCCGCCGCUGCCGGCGAGUCCGAGGCCGACGGCGAGAGUGCGCCUAUGCCCCGCAUGGGCACGAGCGGCGGCGUCGCAAGGCUGCACAGCCUGCAAUCCCUGCUGGCCACCGGCGGGGGGCAAAUCACGUGUGAUGCCGUAGUUGCGCUCAGCGCUGGGGAGGGUGGCGGCGGCGACGCCGACGGCGGCGACGCCGCCGCUUUGGUCCGCCGGCGCCUUGCGGUCGUAUGCAGUGGACACCACAACCGUCGCGGCUCUUCCGCAGCUACCGCAGCAGAUGUCACCACCACCACCACCGCCGCCGCCGCCGCCGCCCCUAACGAGGCGUACGACGACGUCCGGUUGAGCAGCAAUGUUUUUGAAAGUGACGUGAUGUGGGGCGGCAGCGGCGUCGGCAGCGCUGGCGGUUGGUUGGUGACAUCACCAACGACCUCCAGUGACGGCCCCGCUGCCGCCGCCGCCGCCGUCACUGCCGCCGCCGUACAGCGGUCUUUUCCCGCACUGGAGGUCCUUGACGGUGCACGAGUCGGUAUGAGUCAGCAGCCGCAGGGCGGCCCGUACGACCGCAGGGCGGCUACAGCUCCGGAAUCCGCCACCGCCGCCACUGCCGCCGUCGCGGCCGCCGCACCCACUGCCGCCGCUCCUGCAGUCGCGCCUGUUAGCGCAGGUUCGUUACUCAGCAACGAAAUAACACGAACAGCUUCUGGAAGCUGCAGCCCGGUCAGCCCACAUCCACCGCUCCUCGCGCGUCUGGGUUCGAAACUCAUCGGCCGCAGCACUAAACGCGGCAGUAUUGUAUUUCCUUUGCAGCAGCAGGACGCCGAAAAUGCGGAGCCCUUCGGCCCACCAUACGGUCCCAAAUCGGAGGAAGUGAUGGACGUCGGACCGUCGUAA